This is a messenger RNA of Rhinolophus ferrumequinum (greater horseshoe bat), 8911 nucleotides long. RefSeq names its product CCHC-type zinc finger nucleic acid binding protein (gene CNBP). Gene Ontology annotation, biological process: positive regulation of cytoplasmic translation. The record is from RefSeq and is a predicted model, not a curated record. Gene Ontology annotation, cellular component: cytoplasm. The transcript is spliced from 5 exons. Gene Ontology annotation, molecular function: mRNA binding; single-stranded RNA binding; zinc ion binding. NCBI's taxonomy places the organism in Eukaryota, Metazoa, Chordata, Mammalia, Chiroptera, Rhinolophidae. The coding region runs from base 185 to 721 and encodes 178 amino acids.
GCGUGGGCGAGGCGGAGGAGAGCCGUGUGCAGCGGCGUGUGUAGGGCCGUGUGCAGACCCGCGUGUGGCGCAGGCAAGGACCCUGAAAAUAAACAGCCACUACCUUCGAGCCGCUUUCUGCCGGCCUCGCUUCGAGUCUCUACAGCUUCGGGCCUGCUCAGACACUGAAGCUCUAACUGCAGCCAUGAGCAGCAAUGAGUGCUUCAAGUGUGGACGAUCUGGCCACUGGGCCCGGGAAUGCCCUACUGGUGGAGGUCGUGGUCGUGGAAUGAGAAGCCGUGGCAGAGGUGGUUUUACCUCGGAUAGAGGUUUCCAGUUUGUUACCUCAUCUCUUCCAGACAUCUGUUACCGCUGUGGUGAGUCUGGUCAUCUUGCCAAGGAUUGUGAUCUUCAGGAGGAUGAAGCCUGCUAUAACUGCGGUAGAGGUGGACACAUUGCCAAGGAUUGCAAGGAGCCCAAGAGAGAGCGAGAGCAGUGCUGCUACAACUGUGGCAAACCAGGCCAUCUGGCUCGUGACUGUGACCAUGCGGACGAGCAGAAGUGCUAUUCUUGUGGAGAAUUUGGGCACAUUCAAAAAGACUGCACCAAGGUGAAGUGCUAUAGGUGUGGUGAAACUGGUCAUGUAGCCAUCAACUGCAGCAAGACAAGUGAAGUCAACUGUUACCGCUGUGGCGAGUCAGGGCACCUUGCACGGGAAUGCACAAUUGAGGCCACAGCUUAAUUAUUUUCCUUUGUCGCCCCUCCUUUUUCUGAUUGAUGGUUGUAUUAUUUUCUCUGAAUCCUCUUCACUGGCCAAAGGUUGGCAGAUAGAGGCUACUCCCAGGCCAGUGAGCUUUACUUGCUGUGUAAAAGGAGGAAAGGGGUGGAAAAAUAUCGACUUUCUGCAUUUAACUACAAAAAAAAGUUUAUGUUUAGUUUGGUAGAGGUGUUAUGUAUAAUGCUUUGUUAAAGAACCCCCUUUCCAUGCCACUGGUAAAUAGGGAUUGAUGAAUGGGAAGAGUUGAGUCAGAACAGUAAGCCCAUUCUGGGUUUCUUGAAUAUGUUCCCAUGUAGGAGGUAAGAACCAUUUCUGGAAGUAUCUGUGAGCUUCCAUAAAUAACUUUAAUUUUAGCAUAAUGAUGGCCUUGGAUUGUCUGACCUCAGUAGCUAUUAAAUAACAUCAAGUAACAUUUGUAUCAGGCCCUACAUAGAACAUGCAGUUGAGUGGGAGUAAACAAAAUAAAAAGACAAACAUGCAUAUAUUAAUAUCUGUGCAAGAAAAAUUGGAAUAAAAGCCUAAACAGGAACAACUUCACAGCAUUGAUGUUGGAUAUGCAAGUGGUGAUGGCAAAGGUUUAGAACACAUUUUUUUUCAAAGACUAAAUCUAAAACCCAGAGUAAACAUGUAUGCUCAGAGUUAGCAUAAUUUGGAGCUAUUCAGGAACUGCAGAGAAAUGCAUUUUCACAGAAAUCAAGAUGUUAUUUUUGUAUACUAUAUCACUUAGACAACUGUUUCAUUUGCUGUAAUCAGUUUUUAAAAGUCAGAUGGAAAAAGCAACUGAAGUCCUAGAAAAUAGAAAUGUAAUUUUAAACUAUCAAAUAAAGCUGGAGGAGGAAGGGGAGUUUGACUAAAGUUCUUUUUGUUUGUUUCAAAUUUUCAUUGAUGUGCUUAAUGCAAAAUGCCAUAUUAAAAAGGGGAAUGUUCAGUACUGACAGGUUGGGCUUUUUGUAUUAACUCAGUCAUGUCUUCAGUAAUGAAAAUUAGGGGUUAUCAGGAGGCAUAGGCUUUAGCUACUUCAGAAUGAGUUGUUUUGCAGGGAUGUAGAAAUUUAAUUCUCUUUCUAAUCCAUUCUUUAGUUCCAUGUUCAUUCUGAACAGUUUUAAAACCAUUGCUAUGUUUUAGUAUUUACAUUUUUCCUGGGCUUCACAAGGAUCUGAAAUGUUGGCUUCCUUGGUUUUUUUCUAGUAUCUGAUCUAGAGUUGAGAUCGACUUUAGAAAUCUUCUCAUUUUAUGAAUUCACUUGAUAGAUGAGUUACUAGAAGUUUAAUUUGCUUGAUGGAGUAAAUGAAAACCUAGAGCCUCAAAUGUCUUUUCACCCUAUGCCUUCUAUUCUUUUUUGUUCUAAAUACAGUUAGUGGCAUAUGUUUUCCAGACUUGUUUUUUUCUCUUAACAAUUCCAUGUGAUUCUUCCACCUUGGAUGUUUGUGGAUUUUUCUUCCUCCAUGUAGGGCAAUUUGUGAUGGUAUAUAUCACUGCAGUGUUAAGAUUUUGGUGUCUCAGCUGUGCUGUGUCAGUUCCAACUUUGUCAAAUUAAUAGUCUAAAGCAGGCAAGAAAGUGAAGCUAUGGCAGGUUUAUUUAUUUAUGAAUACAGGCUUACAUGUUUCUUUUUCAUUUUACCUUUUUACUGAGCAAACCGUCUCAGAUGUUAAUUAAGCAUGUUAAAUAUGUUGACAAUUUUAGUUUGUACCACAGUAUGAAACAGCAUAACAAGACCUGUUUUCAAAAGCAUCACUGCUAAAUGCAAUUAAAUUCAGAGUUGGGGGUGGUGGUGCAUGAACAUGGGGUUUCCCCCAAGGUCUCUGGCAUCAUAGAAAAACAUAAAACAUAGCAAAGGAGAUGUUUAGAACAACUUUGCUUCAUACUAUUCUCGUCGGGCUGCGUUUGUAGUUCCUGGUAGCCUUUUGUUGGAGACCCUUUGACACAUAAUUAAGGACCUGCUCAGCUGACCACAAAGUGUUCUUUCAUAAGAUAGCCUUUAUUUCCACUGACCUUGGUGACUGAGCAAGUGCAAUGUGAAAAUGUGUUUUGCAGGGAAAUCAAUACAAGGAGCUAAUAGGUUAUCUUCCUCCAGGAGAUAUGGACUAGGAAAAAAACACUCCCUGUGUUUCUCUAAUAUCUGCUGAGAUUCCCAUCCCUGUAAGCUAGAUAAAAGGUCAAAGAUUUCACUUAUAUGGGUUGAGAGGGUGAAGGAAAGACCAGUGGAGUAAUGCAAUGUAUUUUGUAUCCUAUUGUCUAAAGGAUAAAACUGUAUCUUGUUCUUGCAUUUCUGUUAAGUUUUGCUGCAUUUUUGCUUACUUCUAGAAUAGCUAUUUCUCCUUAGCCUUUUGAAGCAUCUUUAUCAAUGACUUAAAUGAGUGGAUCAGAAAGUCUUUCUAAACCAGGUUCUGUUUACAAAUUGCAUUUGAUUAGUUAACUUUCUUUAGUCUCUAUUAAUCUCCCACCAGUUCCCCACUUUUCCCCCUCAUAACCUUGAUUUUUUUUGAAGAAAACAGUUUUCUUUUUUUUUUUUUGGUGUAUAUUUACUUUUUAAUAGUUUUUUAUAUUAAAUGCUAAAUGACAGAGAUGGUGGCUUGGCCUUUAUAGUAUUCUUGUAGUUCCUUAGUACCACUUAGUAUUUCAAUGUUGUAUUAGCUUCCAAUAUUCUGAUAAAUACUUCUUUUCAUAUGGGAUAGCCGCUUUACAAAGAGUUCUUUGCACAGAGGGAACUUCACAAUUUCCUUUUUUCUAUUGGCCAGUCGUGGUAUGCAGAAAGGCACAGGUGUCAACUAGAUCUUCCUCAACAUCUUGGUCUGCCCACUUAUCAGAUGUCAUAUUUAACUUACCAAACCACUUGAAACUCUCAUCCUCUGUGUCAAAAAACGUAUCUAGUAGGAUAUCAUCUGGACCUUUCCAUUGCUUUUUGAAGUAUCCAGUAUAAAAGAAUUUUCUUCUUCAUUGUGUAUGCUUAUCAUGUCUGCUCCUUUAAAAUAUGUAAUAAUACUUUAAUCCAAAGUCAGGAUUCAGCAAGAUUCUCUGAGUCAUAUCUCCAUUUUUAAAAACUGAUGGUUCCAGCUGCUAUUACCUCCUGUCAUGGUCAGUACUCUGACUUCUCAUAUCCUCUAUGCUUUCUACUUUGAUGGUUUCUUGAAGAAAAAGAUAACAACUGUCUUGGAGCUGAAUACAGGUGGAGGAAGGACAGUCUGCGACAGCGGGGACAAAGCCCAGGAGCAGCAGCAGGAGUGAGGGCAGCGCGUCCUGGAGCAUGACUGCUUUUUAGAGGAGCAAAGAUUUUUAUUAAAGUGAAAGUACAACUCUCUUAUGUGAGGAGUACCCGAAACGGAUGCCCAGCAGUUUUCUUGAAUGUCGUAUAUUUACUGACAUUUUUUUUCUUGUGUCUUUUUUUUUCCUUCAUGAUACCUAAUUUGUUUCUAUCCCCUGUAUUUAUUGGUCUAGAGGCUUGAUUGUUGGGUUCAGCUUAAAUUCGUUUUGGCAAGAAUGUUUUAAAAGUGUAAUACUGCAUUAUAUCAGUUCUACUUUGAUACAGAACUUGAUCAUUUAAGGUAAUCUCUUUUCAUUGUAGUGAUACACAUUUCCCAUGAAAAUGUAGUACUUUGUCUCUUGGUGUCCUUUCACUUAAUGCUUUUAGCAUUUAUUAUCCAUUGUUUUGUGUUCAUAAACUUGUUACAUGAAAGGAAUGUAGAACGUAAUUCCACUGGUUCAGCAAAACCACGUUGUACUGAAGAGUGAUAUAAUGCACUUCCAUGGUUUUGAAGUUCUUUAUAAAUCUUGAAUAUCACUAAAAAAACCAUAUAAGGAAGAAAAGUUGGGUUUUUUGUUAGAAAUAGUCACAUUUCUGUUGAAGAUACAGGCAGGGGUGGGGGGAGGUCUUCCAAAAUGAACAUUUAUAUAUAGUUCUUUGAAAGAUUUGCCUAGGAAGAUUGUAGCUACUGCACUGACACCUUAUGCCAAGGAGCAAGAUCUCAAAUGCUUUGCAGAACCCUGUGAGGUUACUUGCCAUAGAAUCCUAUUUUUCAUCCACAGUUCCCCUUUUUGGUCAGAAAUCAUUCUGAAGGAUGCAUUGAUGCCCAACCUUUUGGUCGUAUAGUGUGGUCUCACAGCUCUAGGAAGGUUCAUUCCUAGGAAAUCUUGGUUUUGAUGUUGUCUUGACCACUGGGGAUGGGGCAGUACUGUAGCCAUGGGAUCUGAGACUGAAUUUUCCUAAACUAGGAAGACCAAGUGAGUGGAAGGCAGUCGAGUCUUAACGGCCUUCAUUGUGAAAAAACAAUGUUGAUCAUUUCUAAUCUAUGAACUAUGAUCAGAGUUUUGCCUUCUGUCUCAUCUUUUUGUAUUUGGCAUCUAGUAUAACAUUUACAUAAGCCAUGAAAGUAUUAACAGUUACAAUGUUCAGUAAUCAUAAACAGUUGCACUAUAUAGAAAAGCCCAAGGAACAAGUAUAACUUAACGAUUGAUGUCAUUAGCAGACAGGUAAAGACAAUCAUACAAAAUGGACUCUGAGUUUAGUAUCAAUACAUCGGUAUACAGGCCUUGUUGAUUUCUUGGGAUAGUUGUCUACCUCUGGUGUUGGCAGCUGCUUAUCCUCAAGGAGUCUUUGAUGUCUGUCGAUGGGAACAGAUGUUCAUUUGUGGUUGGGCACUUGAUAAAAUCCCUUCCAAUGAGGUUGGAGAGUGUCUUGUUUGAUGUCCUUUUCAGUAAAAUCUCCAGAUGGCAGUUAUUGAUCUUUAAAGUCUUUGUCCCCCGGGAGCUGGCAGUGAAAGGAAGCAGUUACCAACUUGUCAUUUUCUUGAACUGACUAUCAAACCUUGGCAAUAGUGUAAGAUGUCUCCUUUCGAUAAUGUCAGCUCAUAAGUUCCUUUAGCUUAAAUGCACUGUGAUGCCUGAAGAAAUCCAAGAAAAUGGGGAGCCAGGGAGCAGGGAAAAACCAGGUAACCAUCUUGAGUUUCCCAUCGUUCUUUGUUUAAUUUACAACCAUUGUUUAUCCAUACAAUAAGUUUUUCAUCACUUUAUUUUACAAUGCAUCCCGUGCAAUUUCAAAUCUUUUGAGGUGUUCCAGGGGCUCUUCUGAAACACUGCAAAGUUAUUUCUACAUAUUUUGAGAUUUUUUUUUAACCCUUAAAACCUCAAUGUCCAGUGAAAACUAAAAAGUAAUCAGCAUUCUUUAGCUUGGACACUACAUCUAGAAAUAUUUUUCAUAUACAUGAAAAGUUUAUUAUUAACAUGGACUUAUUUUUGUAAAACCUAGGCAAAAUAGACAUGUUCGUUUUAUUGAAACCAACAAACUUAAACUAGCUUUUUUUUUUUUUUUUGUACAUUUACUGCUUUAUUAUAAAGGAUACUAAUGAACAGCCAGAUGAAGAGAUACAGAGUGAGAUCCAGAAGGGUCCAGAGUGCAGAAACUUCUGUUCCCGUGGAGUUAAGGUGAACCAUCCUCCCAGCACAUAGAUGUAUGUGUAUGCCAGUUCAGAAGCUCAAGCUAGAUUUUAUUUAAGGAUAGAUUUUAGGUAAUGUGGACUUGAGAAGCAUUUGAGUUAGUUUCUAGAGGAGAAUUUUAGAAUACCCAUUUCUUACAAGCUCUUGCCUUUAAUUUUUACAAUACCAUCCACAGGUAGAAAAUUAUCUCACUUAUACAACAAGCAAAUACAGGCACACGGAUACAGAGAUCUUUCAGCCAUGAAAAACAACUAGUUUAUAAAAGAACAAUUGGAUCCAAAUUUUGCCAGGGAGGUAUUUACAUCUGUCCUUGACAAGUCAGGUUCCAAAUGACCUUACCCCUUUAUUAAGCCAGCCAUUUUUAAUAACUCAAAGAAUUGGGUUGACACCUAAAUGACAUCAUGGGUUGAUCUAUUUAUCUAAAUCCUUUUUUUGAAGCUUCAAGAAACAUGUUUUCCACUGAUUCUUUUUUAUAGUUGGCUUUUUCUAAUUGCACACAAAAGAAGUAUCAGAAUCCUCAUUUCGGCCAUCAUAGUAUUAAUAGAAGACUGUCACAGGGCUUGCUGGCCUCGGAGGCACAACUUCCAUUGUUAAUUUUGAGGUCUGUAGAGUCUGAACAAACUUCUAGGAAAAACCAGCCCUUAAGUGCAUGUCUCCAGAUGAGCCAGAUGCAGUGGAUAUUCCUAUAGGACUGCUGUACACCCUACAGAAAAUUUUUCUCAGGCAAUUCCACAAAGAUUCUUAGUCACGUAAGACUACCCAAAAAAGGGACAGCAAGAGCUCACUGGAAAUCGCCAAAACCGAUGAUUUCCAAGGUAUGGGUCCCUCAAGAUGCACCCAUUUCAGGGUUUCCUGCCCUUGUCCCUAGGGCUUUUGCAGGCUUUGAAAUCUGGGUGACUGCACUAUCUACUGGAUGACUCUUGGUCCAUAUCUCUGCUACUCCGGAUUCGGGGCUCUGAAAGAAUAUUGUCACUCUAUUGGCUAUUUGGGUUGGGGAAGCAAGUGUCCUUUAUCUUUCAGAGCUAGAGUUCAGUCUUAUUUAACCAGCAGAUUUUGGUCAGACUCAAAAUAAGCCAAACUUAAAAGCAGCAACCCGUUUUUUUCCUCUCCCUGAGUUGAGGAUUUUCUAAGAAUAGUUCAAAGUCAUGGCCUGCUACUUAAAAUGUACGGGGAUUCCAAGAGAAAUUCACCCAAGUUCACUCAAUGCAAAGGAGUUGGUCGACCCAAUGACCCUUGCUUGUACCUAGCACUGGGUCCGGGUCCUCAGGGUGGUUCUGGGUGGGCUUCAGAAUCCUGCUGUACUAUGCCAAAUAAAUAUCCAUGUAAGAACGUACAACCUGUAGAGAAUUUUUAUACAAGUUUAUUUGAGCCAAACUGACAAUAUAAUACUGGGGAGCAAGAUAUCAAAUGCUCCUGAAUUCCAUCUAAUUUUGAUACUCAUAGCAAAGCUACACCAUUAAAUAUCUUUUAGAUGUGACAUGCCACAAAGCCUGCAUCUUUUUGCUUAUCUAGCAAAGCAAUUUUUAAAAAUGUUUGACUGGUCUGUGCAUUGACACUUGAAAAAUAACUGAAAAGAGACACCUCUUUCCCUACAGUACUUAAGAAUUCCAUUCCUCCCCAAAGAACCAAUAUGCUCUAUUGCAAUGAAAGGUUACAAUGAUGGGAUUUAUAGGUUACAUCUGGGGCACCUGUGCACAUUAUUUUGAAUUUUUGAGUCCAUUGCAGCAUUACACUGCAAUGUGAAAAACGUGCAUUUGCCUUGAAUCAAUGAAUAGGGCUUUGGGGUGGUUGACUCUUCCAGAAAACAUUUAGAUUAUGCCAUGUGGUACAGGUAUAUUUGUAACCUUGUCCGCUUAAAGUGACAGAAGUAAAACCUUGAUAUUUUGGGGGUUGAAUAGUUUUUAGAGCACAUUGUCUUUUUAGUAUAUGUGCUGCCGAAGCGAGCACAAGCACAUUGUCUUACUAUUUGUUUCUUGCUCCAUGUUUUUGAUGUGUUUGCGUUAAUAAUAUAAUAUUAGUGUUUGUUGUGACAUUCUACAAUAAACCUCUGAUAUUAAAACUGGUGGGAAUCAUAGGUUCUCUAAAAGAUUUUGAGCACAUUGUUUUUGCAGUGGACCUAGAUAAGCAUUAGGCAUUCCAUUUGCUCUUUGUAACCUAAAGUAUUAGGGACUACUGUAGUGACCCGUAAGGGCUUGCUAUGUAAAGCAUGUAACUGCUUAAGCAGUUUAAAAGCAUAAAUCCUAACAACAGUCUAUGAAGUAAAUGUUAGUAACCUCUUUGCUAGAGUUAGAGAUGCAGACAUUUGGCUUGCAUUUGUCAGGGUGGGUCCUGAGCAUCAGUAUUUUGUGGUUCCAGUUGAUUCUAGGGUGCCACUGGAUUGAAAACGACUGGUUUUCAAAGGUCAUAAGCCUUAGUGGUGCAGUUGGAAUUUGACAACUCAGUCCUCAGCUUAUACUUGUAGUUACAGUCAUUUACAUAUAAUUAUCUUUUGCUUCCCUUAGAAUUGAAAGAGCAUUCAUUAAACAUAACUGCUUCACAUGUAUCCAUUUUCAGCCCCACUACAAACCUUGACAAAGAAUUUAACUGCCAUUUGUAAUCUUUUAGUAAAUGUUUUGAUAGCAAGCUAUGGUAUUAAACCUGUUUUCUAAGAUAGCUGAUACAUACCUGAUGGUAAGGAUGGUGGUAGUGGUUUCUUAAAAAUAAAAAACAUGGUCUUUUUUACA